AUGACUUGGCACAAGGACUGCAGGAAGGCUGACGUUACUGUCAUUGACUUGGGCCCCGGUGGACUGGUACCGUGCUGCAACAGCUGCGGAGAAAUAUGCCCUUCAAACGACAACGAUGCCACCGAUGCCGAGCAAUCCUCCACCGCCCAUUCGACACUUGCGCUUGAGCCUCCAUCACGUCAUGAGAGCCUCCACUGGCCCUCAUCUAUUCCCUACUUUGAUGACGAUGACUUUCUAAUCAGUCGCAGAACCGAUGCAUCACCCGACAGCCUCUCCCAGGAACAGCGAAAUGACGGCACAGGAGCAUCAGCCCUCGUUUGCUCUGAACCCCCACAACGGAAAUCACGCUUCCAACAAUUAGGCGAAAGGCAAAUCCGCCUAAUGCAUCUAUCCAACGGAAAUUUCAACGAUCUGAUUCACAUUGAUCUCACAGUCGAGGACUUCGCGUUCGGGGUGGAAUAUGAGGCACUUUCAUACACCUGGGCCAACGAUGCAGGCAAUUCCCAAAAAUCAUGCUCCGUUUACUACGGCCAAGGUUGGGAGGUGAUCAGGGUUACAGAAAAUUGCGCCAACGCCCUCCGAAGGCUUCGCUACCGUAACAAGACAAGGAUACUUUGGGUUGAUGCCAUCUGCAUCAAUCAAGAGGAUAUCUUCGAGAGAAGUCAUCAAGUAGACAUGAUGGCGGAUAUCUUCGCAUGCGCAGCAAGGGUCAUUGUCUACCUGGGCGAGAAUGAACCUGAAUCAUUUGAUGAUGAACCGCUUUACCAUUCGCGUCUUCGUCAGCAGGUCGAAGAACUCUGCGGCAGACCAUAUUUCUCCCGAAUCUGGGUAGUGCAGGAAUUGGCAUUUGCCACGGACAAAACCAUCAUCUGUGGUUCGACAACGUGGGAUUGGGAGAUGUUUUAUACUAUCGCGUGCAGCCUUUCACACGCCACUGGUUUAUCCUGGAUCCAAUACUGCAACAACCGCAAGUCCCGUGAGAGUUUAGAUUUGUUUCAGUUACUUUGUGACACCCUGAACUGCAAAUCGUCUGAUCCACGAGAUCGAGUGUUUGCUCUUCUCGGUCUGGUUGUUGGAUCAAGAGCUCUGGGACUCACGCCGGACUAUGGAUUACAGCUUGCAGAUCUCAUGGUUGGAGUAACGGGCCACUUUCUCAUCCAUUGUUCUGCCAAGGACUGCAGAACGAUUUUCUAUUUGGCCCGCACGCACAGUGUUUCUACGUGGCCAUCGUGGGUCCCGAACUGGGCGGAUAUCGGACAGCGGCGAUGGCUCGAGGCUACUUAUUACAUGGACAGUCGUGACUACGUGGCCAGCGAGGAAAAGGGCUGGAGUCCACAUCUAGUUUUGAGUUGUGUCAAGACUGAAGGACCAGCCAUUGGGAAGGCAACCGGUUGUCUUAAACUGAAAGGAUUUCUGGUCGCCUCCGGCCCCAACAUGAACCAAAUCACAUUUUGCGGCGUCUCACCUUUUUGGAAAGCAAGCACCAUACAUCCAAUCAUCUAUCAGCCCGAGGGAGUUGACGUCGUUGUUGUCUACAUUCCGUAUUGUGGUUCAUAUCUUCUUCUUCGCUCUGCAACAACUUCCACGGACCAUGUUGCAACUAAGUUGAGUGAAAUUUGCGCUCUGGGCCCUCACCAGCCGGAAUAUGACGAUCUAAACGCAAUCCAUCCUCCUCAUUCAGUCCAUGACCACAACAAUUCAAUUUUAGCCAACGUCAACUCAUGGGUCAAAGCUCUUUUUCGAUCAGGCAUGUACACGGGUGCCAAUUUAAGCGGCCUCGUGGAGCCUUGGACACGGCUUUUGGAAAGCAGAGUCGACUAUCCCAAGGAAGUACGGAAACGAGACAGACUCUGGGUGCGAAUGCUCUUACGAAAGGCCGUAAUUUACCACCAGACUCUGUCCCUACUUCUGAAGAGCAGUAACGGCACAGGAAAGGGGCAGAUCCUUCCGAGGACCCUUUCUUUGAUUAGAAGCAUUGGCCUUUUCGCCCAAGAUUUAACACAGUUUGUGGCUACAGGUGCACUUCUCGAUUCCGCUCUUGUUCUCAGCACCUUUUUAUGGAAGAUCGCUCCGAUCCGUAAUUCUCUGGCAGGUUCCAUCCUGCAGCACGAGCCUUCAGUAUCCUAUCAUACCGAAAAUCAGAUGUUGUUUAGUUCGUUCAGCAACUUUCUCAUAAAUCAUCUGAUUGAAGAUGAAGCAGAUGAUGAUUGGGGCUUCAAAAGACACAAAGCAGCAUUGGUGAAGCAUUUCAUUGAGUUUCUAUCGACCUACAUUUCGCUACCGCAAAACGCGAGUCUUUGUCCGUUGAAUCAUGAUAGCGAGCAAUCGAAUUCCCUCACAGAAAAUUCGACAUUGGAAAUGCCAAUCACCGAUGACGAGUUUAGUCUCCUGCCCAGGCACACAAUUUGGUGUCUCACGGGCCGACACUCAAUCACCUCCGUAUAUCGCAAACAGAACAAGCGGUGGCUAAGUUGGAGGGACUAUCCCGAUCCAGGUGUUAUACAAUGUAUGUGGGUGAUUGAUGAAGCUCUUUCCACAAAGGGGUGGCAGGUCUUCGUGCCAGACUUGAUUGACGUGUAUAUCGCAUGA
Clonostachys solani is the source of this 2589-nucleotide messenger RNA. The record is from the annotation of a GenBank genome assembly. Lineage: Eukaryota; Fungi; Ascomycota; Sordariomycetes; Hypocreales; Bionectriaceae.